AUGCCGCCGGCCCGAGACGGUCAGACACUUCCUGACGGAGUGCACGAGUUGGACCUUGCAGCGCCAACAAUAUCUUCAGGUAACCACGCAGCGGUGGACGGACGUGUCAUUCCUCCUGGGAGGGUGGACAAAGGAAAGAGUGGACGGAGCGCUCAAGAAAUGGAAGCCGAACAUGGAAGCAGUCAGAGCAACGAUCCCUUUUGCGAAAGCCACCGGUCGAUUGCAGCUCAGCCCUGA
This is a messenger RNA of Exophiala oligosperma, 237 nucleotides long. RefSeq lists its product as uncharacterized. The coding region runs from base 1 to 237 and encodes 78 amino acids. The transcript has a single exon. The record is from RefSeq and is a predicted model, not a curated record. Lineage: Eukaryota; Fungi; Ascomycota; Eurotiomycetes; Chaetothyriales; Herpotrichiellaceae.